Molecule: messenger RNA, 2235 nt
Organism: Lachnellula hyalina
Lineage: Eukaryota; Fungi; Ascomycota; Leotiomycetes; Helotiales; Lachnaceae
Gene: SDA1
Product: Protein SDA1
Exons: 2
Coding region: 1-2235 (744 amino acids)
Biological process (GO): ribosomal large subunit export from nucleus; ribosomal large subunit biogenesis
Cellular component (GO): nucleolus
Source: RefSeq, a predicted model, not a curated record
AUGGGAAAGAAACGAGUUGGCGCACUUGAGAAGGUUGACGCAGAUCUAUCAUAUACUGAGGACUUCCUAAAUCAAUACGGGCAAUACCAAUCGCAGCGCGACAUCUUCCUUGCUUCUCCUACAACUGCAACUUCGUCAGGAAUUAUCUCCUUUCGCGACCUCAUUGAUUUCGUAGCGCAUGUUGCAGACUGUUUUCCGGAAGACACUGCAGAUUUCGCCGAAGACUUAAAGACGAUCCUCACAUUACAUCACGCACAAUUGGAGAGCGAGCUGCGGGAGAAGAUUGUGGGCAGCUUAGUUCUUUUGCGACGGAAAGAUAUCAUUGACUCCUCGAACCUCCUCAAUUCGCUGUUCCCAAUUUUGGUGGCUACCCCGAGCAAGACGUUGAGGACUUUGUUGUUCCAAAAGAUACUUUCGGAUUUACGGACAUCGAAUUCCAAGACCAUAAACCAUCGCCUAAAUCGAACUAUCCAAACCGCGCUCUUCAACCUGCUUACUUCCGAUCGAGCGUCGCCGAAGGGUAUUUGGGCUGUGAAAAUCACCAGAGAAUUAUGGAAGCGCCAAUUAUGGACGGAUACGAAAGCUGUUGAGAUCAUGAAGGAGGCUAGUUUAGCGGACAACGAAAAGGUGAUUGGAGGCGGUGUACGAUUCUUCCUGGGAGGGGACAAAGAGAGAGAAGAGCUUGAUGAUGAAAGUAGUGAUGAUGAAGGCGGAAUUGAUGUUGGCAAGCUGAAGCACCAAGCUGGUAUCAACAAGAAAAGUAACAAGAAAAAGAAGCAUGUGGAGGAAGCCGUGAAAAAAGUCAAGAAGAACGAAAAGAAAAAGAAUCAGCCACAUCCGCUCAACUUCUCCGCCCUACACUUACUACACGAUCCUCAGGGCUUCGCCGAGACUCUGUUUUCGAAGCACUUACAAAAUGGCAAAUCGAAACUCAACCUGGAGCAGAAGUUGCUAGUAUUGUCACUAGUUUCACGACUUGUCGGCUUGCAUAAGUUGACUGUCAUCUCAUUAUACUCCUACUUCAUCAAAUAUCUCACCCCACGACAGCCAUCUGUAACGUCGUUCCUCGCCUGUCUCGCUCAAGCAACGCACAACCUCGUUCCUCCGGAUGCCCUCGAGCCACUCGUGCAGAAAAUCGCCAAUGAAUUCGUUUCAGAAGCAUCUGCAUCAGAAGUUGCAUCAGCUGGCCUCAACGCCAUUCGGGAGAUCUGCGUACGCCAGCCAUUGGCGAUGAAUGAUACCCUCUUACAAGAUUUGGUCAUGUACCGGAAGAGUAAAGACAAGGGUGUCAUGAUGGCUGCAAAGGGACUUCUGUCUCUAUACAGAGAAGUCGGAGCUGAUUUGCUCAAGAAGAGAGACAGAGGAAAGACGGCGACGAUGGGCAUCAAGAGUGGAUCGAUCAAAGAGAGGAGAUUCGGUGAGGAAGAAGUAGGGGGCAUUGAAGGAUUGGAGUUGCUAGAGCAAUGGAAAGCAGACGAGAGGAAGCGUAAACGAGUUGAGCGUGGACUACCCGAAGAAGCUGGUUCUGAUGAGGACGAAGAGGAAGAUGAAGCAGAAGAACAAGCCGGGUGGAAUAAUUGGGAUGCGGAGUCAGAUGCCAGCAAUGAUUCCGGUGGCUGGAUCAACGUCGAAAGCGAUGCCGAGAUCGAGAUUAGCGACAGCGAAGACGAAAAGCCUGCUACUAAGAAGGCCAAACUAGACACAGCUGCCAAAUCCGAAACAGAUGGGGAAAAGGAAAAAGCGGAUGAGGUCCUCGAGCAAAAAAUCUCCAAACUCGCCACCACGAAGAUCCUCACCCCAGCCGAUCUCGCCAAGCUUCAGGAGCUACGGUUAGAAGCAAGUCUAAAUAAGGCUAUGGGCGGCAACAAGAAGUCACAGUCUCAAUACUUGAAAGAACUCGCAGACCGACACGCAGAUGAUCCUUUGACAGCCGAUCAAAUUGAAGGCUUCGCGAAGCUUCGAAAGAGCACGAAGGAGGAGAUGAUUGCGUUGGCGCGGGAGGGCAAGGGUGAUAGGAAUGAGCAUAAGAGUACUCAGGCUAUUAGGAAGUCGAAGAAGGAAGCUGAAGGCAAGAGUACGACGAACAAGGAGAAGUCAAGGAAGAAGAAUUUCUUGAUGACACUUGGCAAGGCAAAGUACAAGCAGAAGAGGAGUUUGACGCAGACUAAGCGGGUAUUGAAGGGUCAUAUUGAGAGGAGUAAAAGAGGUGGCAAGAGAGGUAAUAUUGGAAUGUAG